CCAAGAGUUGUGAGCCAACCUCGGCGUCAUCGCCGACAAGCCAGUUGGCCGUUCCUUUCGACAACCUCAAGGUGUUGUAACAAGUUUCCUUCAUUCUCCUCUCUUGCUUUCAUCUAGUAUCAACAGCUAUCCGUUUUCCCAUCCCGCCAUCUUGAACGGGCAACCUGCCCCUCGGCUGUUCGCUUCCAAUGGCGCCAACAAUCCCCUCAGCCAAGCUGACCCUCUCGUGUCCCCUCUUCGCCGCCGACUUCGAUCCGCGUAAUAACGGCUUUCUUCUUGUCGCGGGUGGCGGUGGAGAAGGUCGCAGUGGUGUUGGAAACAGAAUUCCCCGUGAGGGGGAUCAACAGGCACUGCUGAACACAUCCAGGCGCAAUGGAUUAUCUCAAAUAGUCGACAUCGAAUUAUCGCGCGAUGAAGACUCGGUAACCUCUUUGGCCGCAGCGCAGGCUAGCGAUGAGUCCAUUGUCACACUGGCGGGAAUCAACAGCUCCCUAGCUGAACAAAAGCGCGACAACAACCAACAUCUCAGGUCUUUCAAAAUCGACUUUCCACCACGAAAAUCAGCCGCAUCCAGUCCAGAGGUGAAAGAGGCAUCCGGAGAAAAUGAAGCAUUGGGAAAGACGACACCGUUAUCUCGCGCAUCCGUGUUCCGGACCAAGGGUGCUUCUUCCGGGUCAGACACCUACCAGCGAAUCCUGAGGCUGUCACCAUGGAGAGGCGCAGAGUUUCCUCGGGUUGCUGCAAUUGCCACGGGGAUGGCACCGUCAGGAGAGAUUGUAUUGUUCAAUGGUGUUACUGAAACCCCGACCGAAAAGGACGUCAUUGGGCGAAUUCGACUGGGUGACGGAGAGGAGGCUGAAGAUUUGGACAUCAUGCAUUUGGAAGAGGAUGGGAAGUUCAAGGUGGCAUAUACAAAUGGAGUUGAUAUAUUCAUCUGCCAUGUCUCAUCGGAAACAAGAUCCAAUGCUGCCCCCGAGGUGACCCGCGUGUAUUCUACGCCGUUGCCUGAGAAGGGCACACCGAGACCCAAGUUUAGGUCUUUGCGUUUCCUCUCCUCGACUACCCUCUUGGUUCUUCAGAAUGCCCCCAGCCGCGGUGGAAGUGAGCUCAUGGUAUUCAAUUUGCCUGUAUCAACGUCACCGAAAAAGUCGCCCGAGGCCACCAUUGUGCGUCGCAAGAAGCUACGCAAGACUAUUAAGAUUGGACUGGGACUCGACGUUUGUAAUCUUGGGGAGAACCCAGAGCAACAGCAGCAGUCUAUCAUUGCUGUGUCAGGCAGCGAUCAAUCAAUUGAGAUCCUAACACUCGAAUCAGACUCUAAGGGAGGUCACAGGAAGCUCCAACCCUACACCAGUUUACGAGAUGUCCACCCAUUCGCAAUGACCAAGAUCUGCUUCUCGACCUUCAUCCCACCGUCGCAUCCUGUUACCCCAGAGGUAGGCCCACAGUAUGUCAAACUUGCCUCCGUCAGCAUGGGCAACACCGUUGUCGUCCAUACCUUCCCUCUCUCGCCAUUCCCCCCGCCGAGUCGCACCCCGCGUUACGUUCUAGUGAACCCUGGCGCAUCCGAGAUCUGGAACAACACCAUCAGUGGACUAUCCGCCCUCAUAUCAAUUCUCACUGUCUGCAUCCUCCUCCAGGCCUUCACAGAAAUCAGGGGUCUUACGCCCCCAUACAUGGGUGUCUCUGACUGGCUACCGCCUACAAUCCGUGACACCAUCGCCGUCCCAUACAACAUGCCACCUCUCCCUGGAACAGCACAACCUUCCAUCGGAGACCCUGUCAUCUCACCUUCUUUAUCGUCAGCGGCAAUCCCAACUACAACCGAAGUCGUGGAGGAAGCACCGCAACAACCCACACUGCGCGACCUCGUACGCGAUCGUGACGCUGUCGUUGCUAUCGCUGAAGCCGAUACACCUCUUCCUCCCUCCAUCAUCGUUCGCUGCUCUGACGCCGACAUUCUCAUCGAAACCGCCAUCACGGCUUCCCCCAACCUGCAGGAUGAGAAGGCACGGCCCUGGGAGCAACUAGGUGAAGAGGAACAGAUCCGUUGGAAGCAACAUUUGGCGGAUGCGGGGCACUGGGCAAUCGAGGAAGGUGAAACUAUUCUCCAAGGCGUCUUGUUUGGGGAAUAUUGUGGGUUUGUGGGUGAUGUAGUGCAAGAGGAGUUGCUCUGA
Molecule: messenger RNA, 2177 nt
Organism: Aspergillus wentii DTO 134E9
Lineage: Eukaryota; Fungi; Ascomycota; Eurotiomycetes; Eurotiales; Aspergillaceae
Exons: 2
Coding region: 189-2177 (662 amino acids)
Biological process (GO): protein secretion
Cellular component (GO): endoplasmic reticulum membrane
Molecular function (GO): protein binding; GTPase activator activity; guanyl-nucleotide exchange factor activity
Source: RefSeq, a predicted model, not a curated record